GUCAUCCUCCAAGUCUGGAGCUCAACGCAGAUCUCCAUCUCGUCACAGGACAGCCUCUAAGCCCGAAGCUCAACGCAGAUCUCCAUCUCGCCACAGGUCAUCCUCCAAGUCGAGAGUUCAACGCAGAUCUCCAUCUCGCCACAGGUCAUCCUCCAAGUCGAGAGUUCAACGCAGAUCUCCAUCUCGUCACAGGACAGCCUCAAAGCCUGAAGUUCAACGCAGAUCUCAGUCUCGUCGUAGGACACCAGCUCGAGCUGAAAACGAACAAAAGGCACCAACUCCCUACCAGGACAUGCGAGCGGAGGACCUCAGAAGGGAACUCUUCAAAGCGGACAAAGAGAUUCGGGAGAUCAACGCUCAGAUGGAAAAUGAGCUACGACUCAACACCGAGAGGGCUCAGCAACGACACGAGGAACUUCGCCGGGAAAAGGACAUUUUGCUCGCCAAGAAAUGUCGGCUCAAGGGAAGACUGGACGAUCUACGUAUAUUGGCCCGUCGGAAUGAGAUGCAGCCUCACCGUGGAAGGAGCCGUGAGCGUGGACAGUCUACAAGGGACCCCUCGCGCCAAGCUUCAACGCCCCGGGGAGUAUAA
Ostertagia ostertagi is the source of this 592-nucleotide messenger RNA. Lineage: Eukaryota; Metazoa; Nematoda; Chromadorea; Rhabditida; Trichostrongylidae. The record is from the annotation of a GenBank genome assembly.